This is a messenger RNA of Orbicella faveolata, 2968 nucleotides long. RefSeq names its product dnaJ homolog subfamily B member 4-like. The record is from RefSeq and is a predicted model, not a curated record. Gene Ontology annotation, cellular component: cytosol. Gene Ontology annotation, molecular function: protein-folding chaperone binding. NCBI's taxonomy places the organism in Eukaryota, Metazoa, Cnidaria, Anthozoa, Scleractinia, Merulinidae.
UAUUGUAGUUUCACCAGCAUUUUUUAUUGGCCUUCUUUUUAUAAUGUGGCGCAUUUUGGCUAAUUUGAUCCCAUUUUCCAAACAUCGACUGUUCCAAUUACCAGCUGUUCCCAGUCCCACGCAUCACCGCCCCCUCUGUACUCAUGUUCUGCUCUCUUUUUAGAUUUUUAUCUGGCAUACUAGCGAAGAAGACAAGCGAGAGUUGUAUCAUAUCGCUUGUAUUCUGAUACAAAUUGUAAAACGAUAUUAAUGUACGAGGUCUAACCUCGCAAAAUGAUGACAAAUAUAACAGAAAGGGCCAGAAACUAUCAAAUUACUACAAAAGCCGCGACGAACUGGACACUAAAUUCCAGUCUUCGUAGUUGACGCGGUCAAGAUGGAGGACGCUUGGAACUUUCUAGCAAAUUUUGAAGGUUUUGUUUGCUGGUAAUUUUCAUGUUUAACGUCACGAUUGUGUUGUAAAUAACUAUUGAAAAAGGUCUGGACGUACCUGAAAAAAUAUUAAAAUUAAUGUAGUCGAAAUUAAGAACAGGAAAAAGCAAGAAGUUCUGUUAUAGCCAACAAAACAAUGGGGAAGGAUUAUUACAACAUUUUGGAUAUUCCACGCAACGCCAGCGAAGACGAGAUUCGAAAAGCCUACCGUAAAAUGGCUUUGAAAUUUCAUCCAGACAAGAACAAGAGCCCUGAAGCUGAAGAUAAGUUUAAAGACAUCGCAGAGGCCUAUGAAGUUCUCAGUGACCCGCAAAAGAGGGAAAUCUUUGAUAAGUAUGGAGAAGAAGGAUUGAAAGGAGCACCGAAUCCUCCGAGCGGCGCUUCUGGAUUCAAUUUUGAGAUGCCGGCUGGGUUUACAGCUUUCACGUUCCACGGAGAUCCGAUGUCCACAUUUUCCAGAGUUUUUGGACGAGAAGAUCCCUUCAGAGGAAUGUUUGAUCAUGGAUUUGGUAUGCCUGGUGCUUUUGGAGGAACAGAUUUUGCUGAUGUUGGAGGUUUUCAUGCCUUCCACCACCAGGGACACCCUGCUUAUAGUAGACAGAGGUCGUCAUCUUUUGAAGACAUGUCAUCAUUUGCUCGCAAAAAGGCCCAAGAUCCUCCAAUUGAAAAGUUCCUCAUGGUGUCGUUAGAGGAGCUCCUAGAAGGAACUACGAAGAAACUUAAAAUCAUUAAAAAGGUUUUGAAUCCUGACAGAGUGACAACUCACCCAGAAGAAAAAAUUCUCACAAUUGAUGUAAGAAAGGGCUGGAAAGAGGGAACAAAAAUCACUUUCCCGGAGGAGGGGGACCAGAAACCUCACACUGUUCCCGCAGAUAUCAUAUUCACAAUCAAGGACAAACCACAUCCUCACUUCAAACGAGAUCACGAUAACAACAUUCUCUAUACUGCACCGGUAUCCCUGCGGGAUGCUCUCACAGGUCACACCACAGCAUCUUCUGUGCCAGUUCCCACAUUGGACAGCAGGACAGUCAACAUUCCUCUUAACUCUAUUAUCAAACCUGGAGCGAAGCGGCGCAUAAAAGGUGAAGGUCUACCUUUGCCCAAGAGGGUUAAUCAACGAGCCGACAUGCUAGUGGAGUUUGAAGUUUUGUUUCCAACAGAACUUCCUUCAGCUAGUAUAGACUUGUUGAAGAGUGCUUUACCCGAGUGAGGUUAGAAAACUCUGAACUUUUAAGCUGUUAUCAUUAAUAGCUAUGUUAAAUUAUUUUUGAAGUUUUAAAGCUUCAGCUGUGAGUGGGUUGAACAAGAGAUUCACUCUUCGGGACAAUUUUUCCCUACUCUUAUAAGGAGAGGAAACGAAUGGCUGUGGUAUUCUGUUGUCAAACACAUUAUUGGUCUGUAUGGGUGGCACUUUCAGCAUUUUCUUGGGGUGGGUGGAGUGUAGAAUGCGUACUUGAUUUUCAAGCACUUAAGGUUGGCUCUUUACAAGUUUUACGAUCACCAUUGUAAGUUUAACAAAUUGACGUCAGUUUUUCAAGCGCCCGUCCAUUCUGUUUUUGAUGAUUUCGUCAUAACAUUGUCAAAGUAGCUGUGGAUAGACCAGGCAAUGAAAAAGGCAGCAAUUAUAAAUUAAUCUGUCUGUCUGCUUAUUGACAAUGAAAAUUAGCCAAUAAGUGCACAAAAAUUUCUGCAGUUAUUGUAAAAUGUAAUAUUUCUUCAUAAUGAUUUUCAUGCAAUAUGUAUACAUUUAAUUCUACAUGUGACAUGUCAGAUGGUAGGAGACAGUGCUUUGGAUCUGUGAGUGUUAUUGCAACGUUAGAGAGGUCUUACAAAAUUUACUUCACCUUACAAUAAGCAUUGUUCACCUCCUUCCCCAAAGGGUCCCAUUUCCCUAAAUUCCUGAAACAUGCAUGGGGAGGGUUGUGUAUCCUUUGUCCUCCUCGGGGAUACUACUCAAUCUAAUUUAUUAUGACUAUUUUUUGACAUCUUUAUGUUGGUUACUUGUCCAAGAAAAUUUAUUACGUAGUAAUUUGAAGCCAAGAUAAAAAUUUACCAGAUUUUAAGAAGACCAUUUUCAUUGGGUACAUUUUGUGUAUUUUUUUGAUGUGAAAACAUUACAUCUCCGCAUGCACAGCCAUUAGUGGCAUAAGCACAGAGUAUACACUCUAUGGAAUCAUUUUAUCAUGAGAGAAAUCUUUAGAUCAGGAAGAUUAUUGAAUCAAUCAGAUCAUGUAACAAACAUUGCUGUUAGAAAGUGGGCAUUUAGCUGGUAUUGCUGGCAAAUAUUGAGUUCACUGAAUAAAGGAAAUUAGGCAAAGUAGCUUAAAGAGAAAGAGAAAUUUGUUUAGUUGUGCGAGUGUUCAGGUGUGAUUUUAUUUAAUGUUAUAGAAAUACAAGUUAAUUUAUGCUGUUGUUGCAUCAGAUCAGACACAUAAUUUAUUGUUUGUUUCAUUUUCUUCAGCCACAUAUGACAUUUGUAAUAAUUAGUUCGUAUUUCCUAAUUUAUUAGCACAAUAAAACAUGAACACGAGUAAGA